Messenger RNA from Coregonus sp. 'balchen', 17455 nucleotides. The record is from the annotation of a GenBank genome assembly. Lineage: Eukaryota; Metazoa; Chordata; Actinopteri; Salmoniformes; Salmonidae.
AUGGAUGCAGACUUCACUGCCUUAGAAGGUGGGUGGAGAGAGACAGGGAGGGGACUGUGGCAAGAGAAUGUGAGAAUAAUGUGGGAAUUAUGUGGAUGUGGUGUGGGUCUUUCUGGGGAGAGAGAGAGAGAGAUAAUUGAUGUAGACAGUGGGAGGUAGUGAGAGAGGGGGAGGUAGGGGAUGGGGGGGGGGGUUGAUAACGUAGAGAGAGGGGAGGGCAAAGAGACAGAGAAUGUGAGAAGACGUAGAUUUCAACAGGAUCAGAUUUCCAUCCCAGUGUCACUCUUGAACGUGUAACACCUCUAGACGCUUUUUAGGAGUAAUCUCAGUGACGUGUGUGUAAUCUGUGCGUGCGUUCAUCCGUGUGUAUGUGCUGGAUAGAGAUUACAGAGUGUGUAUGUGCUGGAUAGAGAUUACAGAGUGUGUAUGUGCUGGAUAGAGAUUACAGCGUGUGUAUGUGCUGGAUAGAGAUUACAGUGUGUGUAUGUGCUGGAUAUAGAUUACAGAGUGUGUAUGUGCUGGAUAGAGAUUACAGAGUGUGUAUGUGCUGGAUAGAGAUUACAGCGUGUGUAUGUGCUGGAUAGAGAUUACAGCGUGUGUAUGUGCUGGAUAGAGAUUACAGCGUGUGUAUGUGCUGGAUAUAGAUUACAGAGUGUGUAUGUGCUGGAUAGAGAUUACAGCGUGUGUAUGUGCUGGAUAUAGAUUACAGAGUGUGUAUGUGCUGGAUAGAAAUUACAGCGUUGCCUUAGUGCUUGUUUUACACGUCCACCUACCUCCCUCCCACACUAUGGUUUACUUCCCAAAUGGUACCCUAUUCCCUAUUUAGUGUACUACUUUUGAACAGGGCCCAUAGGGCUGCAGACAUGUUCACUUACUCAGUUUAAUCUCCAUCCUGUUUCUUCCACGUUACUUACUGAUUCCUCCUGAAACAUACACAGCCUUAUUAAUACCCUCUUAUUCAUCUCUCUCUCCCCUCUCACUAUAUCUCUCUCUCUCCCCUCUCACUAUAUCUCUCUCUCUCCCCCUCUCACUAUAUCUCUCAUCUCUCUCUCGUCUGUCUCUCUCUUUCUGUCUGUCUAUAUGUCUCACUCCCCCCCCCCCCCCCCCCGCGCUCUCUCCCCCUCUCUGUCUGUCAUGUAGAAUGAUCAUGACAGCUCAGACAUACUGUCAGGGCCUAGAUACAUCCAGAGUAGGCUAACAGAGAUGGUAUUAACAUCUGUUUCUCUUGUUUUAUGUUGUUGGCAGGAAUCGACUACAAGACGACUACGAUACUCCUAGACGGAAGAAAAGUCAAGCUGCAGCUCUGGUGAGUGAAGUCACUGUACACAGCACACACUCCCGCGCGUGCACAAACACACACACCCGUCUGUUACCCUGCUAAGCCCAUCCCAAUUCCACAUCAGGGUUAUUGGAACAUAUUGAAACUGUAAAUGGGACUCUAUGGCCUCGUAGUUCCUGUCCCAAAUGGCACCCUGUUUCCUAUAUAGUGCACAACUUUUGACCAGGUCCCAUAUGGCUCUAUAUAGGUGAUAGAGUGCAAUUUGGUACACAGCCGCUGUUUUAUUAGAUAGAUGAUGCUGCCUGUAUCGUGUUGAUCAGAUUAGGAGAAGAAUAGAGUAUUGUCAGAGAGAGAGAGAGACAUUCCUGAGAGUUGUUGUAAGGAGAAGAGCAACGGGAGAGAGAGCUCUGUACAGAGGCUCAAUAAGAAACAUGUGAGUCUGAUUACACUGAGGGGAAUUGUAGCCAGAUUUGUUAAAGAAGCAGAAUAGGGAUGAGGGAAAGAAACACACACAGUACACACACACAGUACACACACAGUACACACAGUACACACACACACACAGUACACACACAGUACACACACAGCACACACACACACAGUACACACACAGUACACACACACAGUACACACACACACACACACCACACAGUACACACAGUACACACACACACACACAUAGUACACACACAGUACACACAGCACACACACAGUACACACACACACAACACCACAGUACACACACACACACACACACACCACACAGUACACCACACAGUACACACACACAGUACACACACACACACAACACACCCCACACACACACCAACACACACCACACAGACACACACACACACAGUACACACACACACACCACAGUACACACCACACAGUACACACACACACACACCACCACAACCCACACACACACACACACACACACACACACAUACACACACAGCAACACAGUACACACACACAACACACAUAACACCACACAAACACACCAGUACCACACACACCCAGUACCACACACAUACACACACACAGUACACACCCCACACCAGUACACACACAGACACACACAUACACACACACAUACACACAUACACACACACACAGUACACACACAGUCAACACAUACACACAACAGACACACAUACACACACAGUACACACACACACACUGUACACACACAACCAGUACAACAGUACCAAGCACAACACACAUACAUACACACAACAAUUACACACUACACACACAGUACACCACACACAGUACAACCACACACAACACACACACACAACAUCACACACACACACACACAGACACAGUACACACCCACACAGUACACACAGUACACACACAGUACACACACACACAGUACACACACACACACACACAGUACACACACACAGGACACACACACACAGUACACACACACAGUACAUACACACACACACACAGUACAUACAGUGCCUUCAGAAAGUAUUCACACGCCUUGACCUUUUCCACAUUUUGUUACAGCAUGAAUUUAAAAUGGAUUAAAUUACAUUUCUUUUUUUUACUAGCCUACACACAAUACCCCAUAAUGCCAAAGUGGAAUUAUGUUUUUAGAAUUUUUUACAAAUUAAUUAAACAUGAAAAGCUGAAAUGUCUUGAUUCAAAACCCCUUUGUUAUGUCAAACCUAAAUAAGUUGAGGAGUAAAAAUGUGCUUAAAGUCACAUAAUAAGCUGCAUGUACUUAACCGGUGUGCAAUAAUAGUGUUUAACAUGAUUUUUGAAUGACUACCUCAUCUCUGUACCCCACACAUACAGUUACAGUGGCUUGCGAAAGUAUUCACCCCCUUGGCAUUUUUCCUAUUUUGUUGCCUUACAACCUGGAAUUAAAAUUGAUUUUGGAGGGGUUUGUAUCGUUUGAUUUACACAACAUGCCUACCACUUUGAAGAUGCAAAAAAAAAAUAUUCUGAAAGAAACAAGAAAUAAGACAAAAAAACAGAACUUGAGUGUGCAUAACUAUUCACCCCCCCCAAAGUCAAUACUUUGUAGAGCCACCUUUUGCAGCAAAUACAGCUGCAGGUCUCUUGGGGUAUGUCUCUAUAAGCUUGGCACAUCUAGCCACUGGGAUUUUUGCCCAUCCUUCAAGGCAAAACUGCUCCAGCUCCUUCAAGUUGGAUGGGUUCCGCUGGUGUACAGCAAUCUUUAAGUCAUACCACAGAUUCUCAAUUGGAUUGAGGUCUGGGCUUUGACUAGGCCAUUCCAAGACAUUUAAAUGUUUCCCCUUAAACCACUCAAGUGCUGCUUUAGCAGUAUGCUUAAGGUCAUUGUCCUGCUGGAUGGUGAACCUCUGUCCCAGUCUCAAAUCUCUGGAAGACUGAAACAGGUUUCCCUCAAGAAUGUCCCUGUAUUUAGCGCCAUCCAUCAUUCCUUCAAUUCUGACCAGUUUCCCAGUCACUGCCGAUGAAAAAACAUCCCCACAGCAUGAUGCUGCCACCACCAUUCUUCACUGUGGGGAUGGUGUUCUCGGGGUGAUGAGAGUUGUUGGGUUUGCGCCAGACAUAGCGUUUUCCUUGAUGGCCAAAAAGCUCAAUUUUAAUCUCAUCUGACCAGAGUACCUUCUUCCAUAUGUUUGGGGAGUCUCCCACAUGCCUUUUGGCGAACACCAAACGUGUUUGCUUAUUUUUUUCUUUAAGCAAUGGCUUUUUUCUGUCCACUCUUCCAUAAAGCCCAGCUCUGUGGAGUGUACGGCUUAAAAUGGUCCUAUGGACAGAUACUCCAACCUCCGCUGUGGAGCUUUGCAGCUCCUUCAGCGUUAUCUUUGGUCUCUUUGUUGCCUCUCUGAGUAAUGCCCUCCUUGCCUGGUCUGUGAGUUUUGGUGGGCGGCCCUCUCUUGGCAGGUUUGUUGUUGUGCCAUAUUCUUUCAAUUUUUUAAUAAUGAAUUUAAUGGUGCUCUGUGGGAUGUUCAAAGUUUCUGAUAUUUCUUUAUAACCCAACCCUGAUCUGUACUUCUCCACAACUUUGUCCCUGACCUGUUUGGAGAGCUCCUUGGUCUUCAUGGUGCCGCUUGCUUGGUGGUGCCCCUUGCUUAGUGGUGUUGCAGACUCUGGGGCCUUUCAGAACAGGUGUAUAUAUAUACUGAGAUCAUGUGACUUUACAGGUGGACUUUAUUUAACUCAUUAUGUGACUUCUGAAGGUAAUUGGUUGCAUCAGAUCUUAUUUAGGGGAUUCAUAGCAAAGGGGGUGAAUACAUAUGCACUCACCACUUUUCCGUUAUUUAUUUUUUAGAAUUUUCUGAAACAAGUGAUUUUUUAAAUUUCACUUCACCAAUUUGGACUAUUUUGUGUAUGUCCAUUACAUGAAAUCCAAAUAAAAAUAAAUUUAAAUUACAGGUUGUAAUGCAACCAAAUAGGAAAAACGCCAAGGGGGAUGAAUACUUGCAAGGCACUGUAUCUGUAAGGUCCCACAGUUGAGCAGUGCAUUUCAAACACAGAUUGAACCGUAAAGACCAGGGAGGUUUUCCAAUGCCUCGCAAAGAAGGGCACCUAUUGAUAGAUGGGUAAAAAAAAAAAAAGACAUUGAAUAUCCCAUUGAGCAUGGUGGAGUGUGUAUCAAUACACCCAGUCACUACAAAGAUACAGGCGUCCUUCCUAACUCAGUUGCUGGAGAGGAAGGAAACCGCUUAGGGAUUUCACGAUGAGGCCAAUGAUGAUGUCACGACUUCCUCCGAAGCUGCCUCCUCUCCUUGUUCGGGCAGGCUUCGGCGUUCGUCGUCACCGGCCUUCUAGCCACUGCCGCUCCUCAUCUCAUCAUUCCAUUUGUUUUGUCUUGUUUAUUACACACACCUGGUUCAUAUCCCCUCAUCAGUACCUGUAUAAGUGUUCCCUCUGCCCCCUUGUCUUUGUGUGUGAUUGUUUAUUGUGGAGGAGAGAGAAGCUCGGUGGAGCUCCGUGUAUUUUGUAUCGCAGGGAAUAUUCCUCGUGUGCCUUGUCUUUUCCAGUGCGCCUGUUUUGUGCACUGGAGUGUUUUUUACGCAUUACUGCUUAACUCUGUGGUUCAGAAUAAAUCUUGUUAUUCUGUGAUUUACCCUACUGGUAAAAAAAAUGGUUGUCUAGCAAUGAUCAACAACCAACUUCACAGAGCUUGAAGAAUUUUGAAAAGAAUAAUGGGCAAAUGUACAAUCCAGGUGUGCAAAGCUCUUAGAGACUUACCCAGAAAUACACACAGCUGUACUCACUGCCAAAGGUGAUUCUAACAUGUAUUGACUCAGGGGUGUGAAAACUAAUGUAAAUUAGAUAUUUCUGUAUUUCAUUUUCAAUACAUUUGCCAAAAUGUGUACUUUGUUAUUAUGGGGUAUUGUGUGUAGAUAGGUGAAAUAUAUUUUUUUGUAAUCCAUUUUGAAUUCAGGCUGUAACACAACAAAAUGUGGAAUAAGUCAGGGGGUGUGACUACUUUCUGAAGGCACGGUACACACAUGCAUGCACACAUGCACAGACGCACACUAAUCCACAUCACACACACACACACUCUGUGGUUCCCAUCGUGUGUCCUCUACCCUCCUCCUCUUUACUCCUAACCAAUUACCAUGAGAGUGCUACUUUUAUUUUUAGUGGGUUUUGCUUUCAGUCAAGUCAAUAUUACAUUAUUAAUCUGGAAACUUUGUUUGAUGUUUAAAAGGAUGAGACGCGUUAGCACUUUAACAGGAGGGGUGUUAGUAAUGCUCUCUAUGCUCCUCCCCAUGACUACAUGCUAAUCGCAGCUAGCAAGUGUGGCAUUGGGGGAAGGGGAACAUUGGUAAAAUGCUAGCGUGGCUAGCGUAGCAUUAGCGAAGAGCUAGUGAGGCAUGGUGGAACAUUGGUAAAUUAUAGCGUGGCUAACAUAUUAGCAAAGAGCUAGCAAGCGGUUAGCGUGCAGAAUUGGCCAGUUGUGAAAAUUGGAAACUUGGCAAGGAUAUCCAAUCUGCAUGUGAAGUAGGCCUAUGGAUACACACAACAAGAUGAUUGCAAAUCUGCAGCUUGUGAGAAGAAAGGAGAAUAUGAGCAUUUAAACCAUGUAUGGUUAUUCUCCUAUUAUUAUUAUUAUUAUAUUUACCUUUCUAUCCCCUAUAAAACUAAAGCUUCUCCCUCCAUAUUAGGCUAGUGUGUAAAAAUAUGGUAUGUGGUGUCAGCAUAUCAAAUCAUAUCAAGAAACAAGUGUUCAAUGUUUUAUAUGAGCAUGACGUGUUAUAUGUGCAUGACUCUCAUCGAAUUAAAAACACAGCUCAAAUCUACUACAGUCAGAAGCCUGGCCUUAGGGCCAGAGAGCGAGUGUGUGUGUGUGUGUGUGUGUGUGUGUGUGUGUGUGUGUGUGUGUGUGUGUGUGUGUAUAUGUGUGUGUGUGUGUGUGUGUAUAUGUGUGUGUGUCUGUGCGUGCGUGCGUGCGUGCAAACCCAAACACUGCUCUGGCAUCCAGGUCUGGAGAAUGCAAUCUGGAAACAUUUUAUUUUUCUUGCUCUGCACUUACCCAAUUACAUUCUCUUAAAUGCUUAAUCUUAGUAUUUUGGUGCUUAUUACACCACAGUAGGGUUUGAAUAUAUGUAGUUAAUCCUCUCUUUGUAAGUUAUUAGUGUUGCUAAACAUAGAUAAUUGGUGAUUGUCUGACCAAUUAUAGCAAUAGAUGCCUUUAUGAGGUCAUGAGAAUAGGGGUGGAAUGUUGGUGGAAUGCUGUGUGAUUUGAUUGACAUAUGGUUGACCUCCUGACCCCUUAAAACCCCUUAACCCCUGACCUCUGUGUUGUUUCAGGGACACGUCUGGCCAGGGGCGCUUCUGCACCAUCUUCCGCUCUUACUCCAGAGGAGCGCAGGUAUGUGUGUUCGUGCGCCUGCGUGCGUGCGUGCGAUUGUGUUUGAUUGUUUGCCUAGGAGAGUGUGUUUAGCAUUUUUCAGUACACUGUUUGAUAAUGGUUCAGUCUACACACAUUAUUGUUUCACAAUUACAAAACAAAUAACGUACAGUGUUUACAGCAGGGGAAUGUUUCUCUUGGCUGCUGCUGCUGCUGCACACUGCAUAGUAAACCCUAAUGUAUAAAACCUUACAUGGUUCUGUGGAAAACUCAAUCAAAGGACAGAUUUCAUUUCUGAGGAAAGGAAUAGCCUUGAGAAUUUCAACAUAAAGAACACAGUAGCCCAUUUGAGAAUGUUUUAGAAUCACCACAUACAACCUGUAAAUACUAUGCUGUAGGUCUUCACAUGCACAAGUCUUACUGGCUGUGCUAAUAUUAUAGAGUGGGUGCAUGUGAGUUAUUUGUACAUGUUUUCACAUCCAUCUGUAUAUCAGCACCAUCACUACUGACCCCAGCACCCUUUCCUGUGGAAACAGUACAGUAUGGGUGGAUGGGGGUGCACCUAUCUAAACAGGGACAGUGGAUGGGCCUGUGCACUGUUCAAAAACAAAACUUUAAUGGUACAUCAUUGUUAGUGGAGCCAGUCCUUUUACCAUGUAGGAAAUCUAUUUAGUUCAACCACAUUUAUCCCUGAUAGGGUGCUACUGAACCCUACUUGCUUUACCGAAUCCGAAACCAAGGCUGAUCAGCUACUGAGAAUUCUCACCUCCUAGGCAAUGAAUAAAAAUGACUUGGUGAAUAAAGUUAUUAUUUUUAUGAUUGGUACUUAUCGGCCCGUUACUGAGUGCAGACUAGGUGUUACCAUGGUGACAAUGACACCCCCGCAAUAGCGAGGCAGCAGGCUGUGCUUCUUGAACACUGUGUCCACAUCAUAACUAAAGUCAUCAGAGUUCAACUGUGUGUGUGUGUGUGUGUGUGUGUGUGUGUAUGUAUGUGUGCAGUCAGGUCAGGAUAAAACAAAUAGAAGUCUCACAUUCACACACACACACACAUCUGUGGCAUCUCUAACAGUUCUAUGGAAUACAUACUGAUGGAGAAUUAGCUUGAAUCCUCAGUGUUAGCUACUGGCACCACCAGUGACAGUAAAACGUAAUGGCAGUUGGCAGUUGGACAGACUACUCCAGCUAAUUGCAUUUAUACAGGAAUGUGCUAUUCCCAUUAGACUUUCUAUAGUUUACACUGUAUCCCAUUAACUGAAUAGUCUGCUUCAUUGUCUCUGGCCUCAAUUCAAUUUGAGUAGCCUACUGUACACAAUAUCACAUAGUUUACUGUGCAUCUCCGCUUAGAGAGUGUGUGUGUUUGUGUUUAAAGGCCCACUUUUUUUCAACUGAAAGACGAUGUCCAGAGCUUACCCAUGAUGUGGCACAACAAUUGAAGUCAAUAAGUCAUCGUUUUAAUCAAAGUAUGAUAUAUUUGGGCUUGAAGUGGGAAAUCCGAAGUGGGGGCUUUUUUUUCCCGUGGCAAUGCCGUGUGGUUCCCCUAUGAUAUGACAUGCUAAUACUGUCACGAUUUAAACUGAAUAUGAACCCAAAUGCAGACAACUACACCGAGCCAGAGAAGGUUUAACAGGUUUAUUUCAAAGUUAAAUUGUCCAGGUUUCCAAAAAUAGGGGAAGAGCAAGUCCAGGUCUACAGGGAGGGUAACAGAUCCAGGGUUCUGAGCAGGAGUGGUACCGUAACGUCCUAGUGUCCGUGGUGAGUCCAAAUGUGAGGUCCAGUAGUGGAAAGCAGGAUGGUGGUGGCAGGAGUGAAGCGGAGGCAGGAGUCAGGUUCCAAUAAUCUGUGGCACAGGAGAAAUAUAAAUAGAACCGGCCAAAAACACAAAGAGCGAAAACAAGCAGGUUGAGUCAGCAGCGAGACUAACAUGGUCGUCUUGACUAUGAUCUGACGAUGAGUGGCAAGUUUGACCGGGUUUUUAAGGCUGAGGUGAUUAUGGUGAAUGAGCUGCAGCUGGAACCCUGACUCCCGCACACCAGACUUCACUCCUGCAAUUAAGAACAGACAGAGGGGAGGGGGAGAGCAGAGAGAGAGAGCUACCUAGUAGCAGUAGGCCUAACAAAUACUUUUCAGUUCAUAUUCAUUUUCAGGGCUGUAUUUUAUUUUAUUGUUACACCCACCAGCAUGGCAUUGUUUAUUAAUCAGAAACACCUGCACAGUUCUUCCUCUUUGCAAGACACGACUGAGACAAACAGCUUUUCGCUGUAGCCUACACUUGGACCCUUGAGCCAUGUAGCAAAUUCAAGUAGGGAGUGCAAACUUGUUUUUGAGCUAGUCUGUAUAUAUAUACUACCAGUCAAAAGUUUGGACACACCUACUCAUUAAAGGGUUUUUCUUUAUUUGUACUAUUUUUUACAUUGUAGAAUAAUAGUGAAGACAUCAAAACUAUGAAAUAACACAUAUGGAAUCAUGUAGUAACCAAAAAAGUGUUAAACAAAUCAACAUAUAUUUUAUAUUUGAGAUUCUUCAAAUAGCCACCCUUUGCCUUGAUGACAGCUUUGCACACUCUUGGCAUUCUCUCAACCAGCUUCAUGAGGUAGUCACCUGGAAUGCAUUUCAAUUGACAGGUGUGCCUUCUUAAAAGUUAAUUUGUGGAAUUUGUUUCCUUCUUAAUGCGUUUGAGCCAAUCAGUUGUGUUGUGACAAGGUGUGUGUGUGGGGGGGAGGGGGGGGGGGGGGGGGGGGGGGGGGUAUACAGAAGAUAGCCCUAUUUGGUAAAAUACCAAGUCCAUAUUAUGGCAAGAACAGCUCAAAUAAGCAAAGAGAAACGACAGUCCAUCAUUACUUUAAGACAUGGUCAGUUAAUACUGAAAGUUUCUUCAAGUGCAGUCGCAAAAACCAUCAAGCACUAUGAUGAAACUGGCUCUCAUGAGGACCACCACAGGAAUGGAAGACCCAGAGUUAACCUCUGCUGCAGAGGAUAAGUUCAUUAGAGUUACCAGCCUAAGAAAUUGCAGCCAAAAUAAAUGCUUCACAGAGUUCAAGUCACAGACACAUCUCAACAUCAACUGUUCAGAGGGGACUAUGUGAAUCAGGCAUUCAUGGUCGAAUUCCUGCAAAGAAACCACUUCUAAAGGACACCAAUAAGAAGAAGAGACCUGCUUGGGCCAAGAAACACGAGCAAUGGACAUUAGACCGGUGGAAAUGUGUCCUUUGGUCUGGAGUCCAAAUUGGAGAUUUUUGGUUCCAACCGCUGUGUCUUUGUGAGACGCGGUGUGGGUGAACGGAUGAUCUCUGCAUGUGUAGUUCCCACUGUAAAGCAUGGAGGAGGAGGUGUUAUGGUGUGGGGGUGCUUUGCUGGUGACACUGUCUGUGAUUUAUUUAGAAUUCAAGGCACACUUAACCAGCAUGGCUAACACAGUAUUCUGCAGCGAUACGCCAUCCCAUCUGGUUUGGGCUUAGUGGGACUAUCAUUUGUUUUUUAACAGGACAAUGACCCAACACACCUCCAGUCUGUGUAAGGGCUAUUUUACCAAGAAGGAGAGUGAUGGAGUGCUGCAUCAGAUGACCUGGCCUCCACAAUCCCCCAACCUCAACCCAAUUGAGAUGGUUUGGGAUGAGUCGAACGGCAGAGUGAAGGAAAAGCAGCUAACAAGUGCUCAUCAUAUGUGGGAACUCCUUCAAGACUGUUGGAAAAGCAUUCCAGGUGAAGCUGGUUGAGAGAAUGCCAAGAGUGUGAAAAGCUGUCAUCAAGGCAAAGGGUGGCUAUUUGAAGAAUCUCAAAUAUAAAAUAUAUUUUGAUUUGUUUAACACUUUUUUGGUUACUACAUGAUUCCAUGUGUUAUUUCAUAGUUUCGAUGUCUUCACUAUUAUUCUACAAUGUAGAAAAUACUAAAAAUAAAUAAAAACCCUUGGUACUGUAUAUAUAUAUAUAUAUAUAUAUAUAUAUAUAUAUAUAUAUAUAUAUAUAUAUAUAUAUAUAUAUAUAUAUAUACAGUACCAGUCAAAAGUUUGGACACGCCGACUCAUUCAAGGGUUUUUCUUAUAUAUAGAUAGAUAGAUAGAUAGAUAGAUAGAUAGAUAGAUAGAUAGAUAGAUAGAUAGAUAGAUAGAUAGAUAGAUAGAUAGAUAGAUAGAUACACUGACAGCUGUCAGUUCCCUAUUUGUUGCUGUUUCUCCGGUCCACGUUUAAACCACCAGGACAUUCCGAGGUGGAACCUAAACAAGCAUUUACACUCUAAGGCAAGAAUUGUGUUGAAAAUAUGGGCGGCAUUGCUCUCUGGUGGGCGCCUUUAGGAGUGCAUGCUGGAUACCAUUCCAUUCUUGUUUUAUGAUUACCUCUCUCUCUAUUCUCCCCAAUACCUCUCUCUCUAUUAAUACCUCUCUCUCUCUCACCCUUUCUCUCGUGCUGGAAUGUAUAGCUGCCGUUUUAUAGGCUCCUGGGCUAUUUUGUGUUUUUUUGUACAUAAUGUUUCCGCCAUCGUUUCCUAUUACCGAAAAGAUAUUCUGGACAUCAGAAAAGCAAUCACUAACCUCUAUUUGGAUGAAGAUUUCUACUUCAAUGAGUCAGGGGCACAGGACAUACUGCUCACCACGGACCAGGCCCUAAUUUCCAACACUCGGAAGAGAAAGAGAUGCGAUAGACGCCGACGUGCGGGUACCCUGAUGAAAAUAUGCCGAUGAGUAUAUAAUCUGCCUCUACCCUCUGUUCUAUUGGCGAAUGUACAAUCACUGGAGAACAAACUGGACGAACUCCGUUCGAGACUAUCCUAUCAACGGGACCUGAAGAACUGUAAUAUCCUAUGUCUCUUGGAAACUUGGCUGAACAAGGACAUGGAUAAUAUUUAGGCAGUUUUUUCUAUGCAACAGCAGGACAAAACGGCAGUGUUGGGUAAGCUCAAGGGGGUUGUGUGUUUCUCUUUGUUAACAACAGCUGGUGCACAAUUUCUAAUAUUAAGGAAGUUUCAAGGUUCUGCUCGCAUGAGUUAGAAUACCUCAUGAUAAGCUGUAGACCAUACUAUUUACCACGAGAGUUUAUCUAUAUUUUUCGUAGCUUUCUCUUUACCACCAAAAACCGAUGUUGGCACUAAGACCACACUCAACGAGCUGUAGAGGGCCAUAAGUAAACAAGAAAAUGCUCAUCAUUUUAAUGCAGGAAAACUGAAAUCAGUCUUACCUAAUUUCUACCAGCAUGUCACCUGUGCAACUAGAGGCGAAAAAAAACUCUAGAUUCACCUUUACUCCACACACAGAAAAGCAUUCAAAGCUCUCCCUCACCCUCCAUUUGGCAAGUCUGACCAUAACUCUAUCCUCCUGAUUCCUGCUUACAAGCAAAACCUCAAACAGGAAAUACCAGUGACGCACUCAAUAUGGAAGUGGUCCGAUGAAGCAUAUGAUAAGCUACAGGACUGACAUCAGUCACCGGCUUCAUCAAUAAGUGCAUCGAUGACGUUGUCCCCACAGUGACCGUGGAAAGGCUAGAGCUGUCGCUUUCAAGGAGCGGGACACUAACCUGGAUGCUAAUAAGAAAUCCUGCUAUGCCCUCCAACAAACCAUCAAACAGGCAAAGCAUCAAUACAGGACUAAGAUCGAAUCCUACUACAAGGCAAGGCAAGCAAAACUGAACCAUACAUGAGAACACCAGCUGUUCCGGAUGUCUGUGUGAUCACGCUCUCUGUAGCCAACGUGAGUAAGACCUUUAAACAGGUUAACAUUCACAAGGCCGCAGGGCCAGAUGGAUUACCAUGACGCGUACUCAGAGCAUGCGCUGACCAGCUGGCAAUUGUCUGUGCUGACAUUUUAUUUUUGUGUUUUUUUUGUGUGUUACCCCAUUUUUCUCCCCAAUUUCGUGGUAUCCAAUUGGUAGCUACAGUCUUGUCCCAUCGCUGCAACUCCCGUAUGGACUCGGGAGAGGCGAAGGUCGAGAGCCGUGCGUCCUCCGAAACACAACCCAACCAAGCCACACUGCUUCUUGACACAAUGCCCGCUUAACCCGGAAGCCAGCCGCACCAAUGUGUCGGAGGAAACACCGUCCACCUGGUGACUGUGUCAGCGUGCACUGCGCCCGGGCCAACACAGGAGUCGCUAGUGCGCGAUGGGACAAGAACAUCCCUGCCGGCCAAACCCUCCCCUAACCUGGACGACGCUGGGCCAAUUGUGCGCUGCCCAUGGGUCUCCCGGUUGCACUGACAUGUUCAACCUCUCCCUGACCCAGUCUGUAAUACCUACAUGUUUUAAGCAGACCACCCUAGUCCCUGUGCCCAAGAACACCAAGGUAGCCUGUCUAAAUGACUAUCACCCCGUAGCACUCACAUCUGUAGCCAUGAAAUGCUUUGAAAGGCUGGUCAUGGCUCACAUCAACACCAUCAUCCCAGACAUCCUGGACCACUCCAAUUCGCAUACUGCCCCAACAGAUACACAGAUGACGCAAUCUUUAUUGCACUCCACACUGCCUUUUCCCACUUGGAUAAAAGGAACACCUACGUGAGAAUACUGUUCAUUGACUACAGCUCAGCGUUCAACACCGUAGUGCCCUCCAAGCUCAUCACCAAGCUAAGGACCCUGGGACAAAACAUCCCCCUCUGCAACUGGAUCUUGGACUUCCUGAGGGGACGCCCCCAGGUGGUGAGGAUAGACAACAACACAUCCGCCACGGUGACCCUCCUGUACUCCCUGUUCACCCACGAAACCGUGGUCGCACACGACUCCAACACUAUUAUUACGUUUGCCAACGACACGACAGUGGUAGGCCUGAUCACUGACGAUGAUGAGACAGCCUAUAGGGAGGAGGUCAGAGACCUGGCAGUAUGGUCAAGUUGGUUGUUAAUCAUUGCUAGACAGUCAUUGCCAAGUCUUGCCAUAGAUUUUCAAGCUUAUUUAAUUCAAAACUGUAACUAGGCCGCUCAGGAACAUUCAAUGUCAUCUUGGUAAGCAACUCCAGUUUAUAUUUGGCAUUGUGUUCUAGGUUAUUAUCCUGCUGAAAGGUAGAUUUGUCUCACAGUGUCUGUUGGAAAGGAGACUGAACCAGCUUUUCCUCUAGGAUUUUCCCUGUGCUUAGCUCUAUUCUGUUUCUUUUUAUCCUAAAAAACUCCCUAGUCCUUGCCGAUGACAAGCAUACCCAUAACAUGAUGCAGCCACCACCAUGCUUAAAAAUAUGAAGAGUGGUACUCAGUAAUGUGUUGUGUUGGAUUUUCCCCCAAACAUAACGCUUUGUAUUCAGGACAUAAAGUUAAUUUCUUCUCAAUUUUCUUUGCAGUUUUACUUUAGUGCCUUAUUGCAAACAGGAUGCAUGUUUUGGAAUAUUUUUUAUUCUGUACAGGCUUCUUUUCACUCUGUCAUUUAGGUUAGUAUUGUGGAUUAGCUAAAAUGUUGUCGAUCCAUCCUCAGCUUUCUCCUAUCACAGCCAUUAAACUCGGUGACUGUUUUAAAGUCACACUUGGUGAAAUCCCUGAGCAGUUUCCUUCAUCUCCGGCAACUGAGUUAGGAAGGACGCCUGUAUCUUUGUAGUGACUAGGUGUAUUGAUACACCAUCCAAAGUGUAAUUAAUAACUUCACCAUUCUCAAUGGGAUAGUCAAUGUCUUGUUUUUUUUUUUUUUUUUACCAAUCUACCAACAGGUGCCCUUCUUUGCAAGGCAUUGGAAAACCUCCCGUGUCUUUGUGGUUGAAUCCGUGUUUGAAAUUCACUGCUCAAUUGAGGGACCUUACAUAUAAUUGUAUGUGUGGGGUACAGAGAUGACAUAGUCAUUCGAAAAUCAUGUUGAACACUAUUAUUGCGCACAGAGUAAGUCCAUGCAACUUAUUAUGUGACUUGUUAAGCACAUUUUUAGUCCUGAACUUAUUUAGGCUUGCCAUAACAAAGGGGUUGAAUACUUAUUGACUCAGCUUUUCAUUUGUAAACAUUUCUAAAAACAUAAUUCCACUUUGUCAUUAUGGGGUAUUGUGUCUAGGCCAGUGACACACAAUCUCAAUUUUAUCCAUUUUAAUUUCAGGCUGUAACACAACAAAAUGUGUGAAUACUUUCUGAAGGCACUGUAUGGUCACACCAACACAGUCGUGAAAAGGGCACGACAGCACCUCUUCCCCUCAGGAGGCUGAAAAGAUUUGGCAUGGGCCCUCAGAUCCUCAAAAUGUUCUACAGCUGCAUCAUUGAGAGCAUCUUGACUGGCUGCAUCACCUCUUGGAAUGGCAACUGCUUGGCAUCUGACCGCAAGGCGCUACAGAGGGUAGUGCUACACAGGGUAGUGCUACAGAGGGUAGUGCUACAGAGGGUAGUGCUACAGAGGGUAGUGCUACACAGGGUAGUGUUACACAGGGUAGUGCUACAGAGGGUAGUGCUACAGAGGGUAGUGCUACAGAGGGUAGUGCUACAGAGGGUAGUGCUACAGAGGGUAGUGCUACACAGGGUAGUGCUACAGAGGGUAGUGCUACAGAGGGUAGUGCGCUCCAGCCACCCAAUUCAUAGACUGUUCUCUCUGCUAGCACACGGCAAGCGGUACCGAUGUACCAAGUCUGGAACCAACAGGACCCUGAACAGCCUCUACCCCAAAGCCAUAAGACUGCUAAAUAGUUUGUUAAAUAGUUAACCAAAUAGCUACACGGACUACCUACAAUGACCUUUUUUGCACAAAGUUUUUUGACUAAUCACGUAUUCUGCUGCUACUGUUUACUAUCUGUAACUUUAUUCCUAGGUAUAUGUACAUAUCUACCUCAAUUACCUCGUACCCUUGCACAUCGACUUGGUACUGGUACCCCUUGUCUAUAGCCAAGUUAUUGUUACUCAUUGUGUAUCUAUUAUUACUUUUAUUAUUACGUGUUUUACUCUUCUAUUAUUUCUCUUUCUCUCUGCAGUGUUGGGAAGGGCCCAUAAGUAAGCAUUUCACUGUUAGUCCACACCUGUUGUUUACGAAGCAUGUGAUUAAUACAAUUUUUGAUUUGAUCUCUCAGGGUGUGAUCUUGGUUUAUGACAUCACCAACCGAUGGUCCUUUGAUGGUAUUGACAGAUGGAUUAAGGAGAUAGAUGAGGUAAGAGACAUCGAUCAAUCGCUCUCUCUCAGAAACAGUAAACCUCAGCUGUGUCCCAAAUUGCACCCUAUUCCCUAUUCCCCAAAGGGCUCUGGUCAAAAGUAGUGCACUAUAAAGGGAAUAGGGUGCCAUUUGGGAUGCAAAUACAUUGUAAAUUGCAGCCUACAUCACUGAAUCGCUCCUAUUGCUCUAUGAUGUAAGACACGUUGCUCAAUAUCUGCUUGUGAAAAUGACUAAACCUUCUCCAACCCACAUCUCUCGCCUUUGCUCCAAAACAACUCACACACUCAUAAACUAGCCACACACAGAGUUACUUUCAAGAUAGCCCAUGUUAUGUGAAUAAUAUUAUUCACCUUCAAUGAAAAAGAAAACAUGCUAGUAUUCUGAACGAUUGAUUCUUGACAUGCUUUUUGCCCCCUUGGGACCUUUUAUUACCACUCCAUUAUUUUACUUAUUACAGGGAAGUACACUAUGUAACACAUAUGCAUACACACACCCUUAUCCACCCUGGUGUGCUAACAGAAUCUGUACCUCACCACUUUCUAUUCCCCUUCCUGUCUACCCAGCAUGCACCGGGAGUGCCUAAGAUCCUGGUGGGGAACCGGUUACAUCUGGCCUACAAGCGCCAGGUGACCACAGAGCAGGCCCAGGUGUACGCCGAGAGGUUAGGGGUCACCUUCUUCGAGGUCAGCCCGCUGUGCAACUUUAACAUCACAGAGUCCUUCACAGAGCUGGCCAGGAUAGUCCUGAUGAGGCACGGCAUGGAGAGACUCUGGAGGCCUAACAAAGGUGAGAGGGAGCGAGGGAGGGAGGGAGCAAGGGGGAGAGAGAGAGAGUGUGUGUGUGUGUGUGUGUGUGAGUGAGAGAGACUUUGGAGACCCAACAAAGGUGAAGCAGUGUACACUGAGCCUAUAGUAGCUUAUUCUUACUCUCUCUCUUACUGUUUUACACAAUGGUGCCCUCUCGUGGUGUAAUAUUGCUAUUUGUGAAAUAUUAAAUAUUAUUUCUCUCCCCCCCCCCCCCUCUCUCUUAGUUUUAAGUCUUCAGGACCUGUGCUGUCGUUCUAUCGUGUCCUGCACCCCUGUCCACCUUGUUGACAAGCUUCCUCUCCCCCUGGCCCUCAAGUCCCACCUCAAGUCUUUCUCCAUGGCCAAUGGCCUCAAUGCCCGCAUGAUGCACGGACGCUCCUACUCCGUCACUGCCACUGCUGCCAACACCACCCACAUCGCCACCAAGAGGACCGGAUGCCAGCUGCUGAAAAAUAAAAAACUAUUCCGCCCUCCGCCGCUCAGCCCGGCGGCCGCACAGAGCUGCUCUGGCAACAGCUGCAAGAUCUCCUAG